Daucus carota subsp. sativus is the source of this 988-nucleotide messenger RNA. RefSeq names its product wound-induced protein 1. The coding region runs from base 364 to 690 and encodes 108 amino acids. The transcript has a single exon. The record is from RefSeq and is a predicted model, not a curated record. Lineage: Eukaryota; Viridiplantae; Streptophyta; Magnoliopsida; Apiales; Apiaceae.
CCCAUAUCUGCAUCUCUCUCCCAAACAAACUAAAUACAUCUCUCUCCCCACUCUCUCUCCCUCCACUCUCUCUGAGAAUCUCUAUCGUAUAAAAUACUUUGCACAUAAGUGUUCAUAUAUUUGAAUCUCUCUCCCCCUCUCUCUCUCUCAAAAUCUCUCCCGUAUAAAAAACUUGCACACACGUGUAAACAUAUUUUCUGACCAGAACUGGCGUUAACUCAAGAAGCUCUGGAGGAAGAAAAAAACCAAAGGGUGGUACUCGCCCUAUAUGAGGCCUUAGCUUCCCGUGACGUCACCACUGUCCACUCCUUACUAGCCCCUGACCUAGAGUGGUGGUUCCAUGGCCCACCUACCCACCAGUUUAUGAUGCGCCUUCUUACAGGAACUGAUAAAACAACCUCCGACACAUUUCACUUCAAGCCUCAGUCAAUCAAGGCCUUUGGAUCAACGGUCCUCGUUGAGGGCUGCGAUCAGGACCGUUCAAUCUCGUGGGUGCAUGCGUGGACCGUCACGGAUGGGAUAAUUACCCAAGUGAGGGAGUAUUUUAACACGUCACUCACUGUGACCCGGUUUGGAAACGGGUCGGACUUUUCUUCUAAGGUUACUUCGCUUCAUUGCCCUUCUCUUUGGGAAAGUAGUGUCUCGAAUCGGGUCGGAAAAUCUGUGCCGGGUCUUGUUCUUGCUAUUUAAAUAAAGGGUUGGGAUCCGGUGUGGUCGAGAAUAAGGUGCUUUGGUACGGCCGAAUAAGAUGUAAGAUUGACGGUUGGGAUUGAUUUGGAUUUCUAGAAGUUUCGGAUUGCUUUUCUAUUUUCGUUAUUUCGUUGAAUUGUUGGUUUGUUUAGUGUGCUUUGUGUUUGCUUAUGAUUAGGGGCUGUUUGGUUCCUUACAAGUUUGUGACUGAAAAACCAACAUGGGGAUACCCAAUUGGUUGCUAGAAGAUGAUGUUUCUGUUUCUAGGUGUUUAAUGAAAUUGCAGCUUUAUAAGUUA